Molecule: messenger RNA, 492 nt
Organism: Paramecium primaurelia
Lineage: Eukaryota; Ciliophora; Oligohymenophorea; Peniculida; Parameciidae
Source: the annotation of a GenBank genome assembly
AUGGGAGCCUGUUCUGGCAAAUAACCACCUAAAAAAUAGGUUUCUGAACCUAAACCAAUUGUGUAAAUUCAAUCACAAAAGUAAAAUUUUCUUGCCAUUUGGAAUGAACUAAAUUCAUGUCUUAAUCUUGUUGAUAAAAAUAUCGAUAAUGAAAAAACCAUUGCCAAGCUCAAAACUCUAUUUCAAACUAAAGGAACUAUAGAAGAAAUGAUUGUAAAUUAAAGUAAAAGAGGAGGCAGAAAUGUAAAUUAAGAUCCUUUAUAAGACACUGCUUUCUAAUAUAAUCUUUAUUUAUAAGUAGAUAAAAUAAAUAGAAUUCUUUCCGAUUAUCUACUUAUUGAUAGAGCUUUUGAAGUAAAAAAUAAUCAACUUUUUGAUAAAUUGUAAUAAUGUGUUGAUAAAAUUGAAUAAUAUCGAUAAUCAAUAAAGACAAAGCAAGGAAUCUGGAAAUAAAAUCAAAGUACAAACUUUAGUAAUACCAAUGUGUAUUGA